AAGAAAAACAGAAUGUCCCAGCCCAUCCUGAAAGCGGUGGUUGAAGAUAAAGAGAAGUUUUCGAGCCUGGGUAGGAUAAAGAAGAUGCUGAAAGGACAAGGGACAUUCGAUGGCGAAGAAAAUGCUGUAUUAUAUCAGAACUAUAAAGAAAAAGCUCUGGACAUAGACUCUGAUGAAGAGUCUGAGCCCCAGGAGCAGAAAGCAGAUGACAAGGUGGUUUUUCACUACAAGCCCCUAAGAUCGACAUGGAGUCAACUGUCCGUGGUAAAGAAGAAUGGAUUAUCAGAAGCAAUCAGCCAGGAAGAAAGGAAAAGACAGGAGGCCAUAUUUGAAGUGAUCUCUUCUGAGCAUUCUUAUUUGCUGAGCUUGGAGAUUCUGAUCCGGAUGUUUAAAAAUUCCAGGGAGCUGAGCCUCACAAUGACCAAAACAGAGAGCCACCACCUCUUCUCCAACAUCACUGAUGUUUAUGAAGCAAGCAAAAAGUUCUUUGAAGAACUGGAAGCAAGACACCAGAACAACAUCUUCAUCAACGACAUCAGUGACAUAGUGGAGAAACAUGCUGCUUCCUCCUUCGACCCUUACGUCAAGUACUGCAGCAACGAGGUCUAUCAGCAGCGCACGCUGCAGAGACUGCUAGCCACAAACCCAGCAUUUAAGGAGGUGCUGUCCCGGAUCGAGUCCCAUGAGGAUUGCCGGAAUUUGCCGAUGAUCUCCUUCCUCAUCCUUCCCAUGCAGAGAGUCACUCGUCUCCCCUUGCUCAUGGAUACUAUUUGUCAGAAAACCCCCAAGGAUUCAGCAAAAUACGAGAACUGCAAGCAGGCUCUGAAGGAGGUCAGCAAGCUGGUGCGACUGUGCAACGAGGGCGCCCGGAAGAUGGAAAGGACAGAAAUGAUGUACACCAUCAACUCCCAGCUGGAAUUCAAAAUCAAGCCAUUUCCACUGGUCUCCUCCUCCCGGUGGCUGGUGAAAAGGGGCGAGUUAACAGCCUAUGUGGAAGACACUGGACUCUUUUCCAAAAGAACCUCUAAGCAGCAAGUGUACUUCUUCCUCUUCAACGAUGUCCUCAUCAUCACCAAGAAGAAGAGUGAGGAGAGUUACAACGUCACGGACUACUCCCUGCGGCAGCAGCUGGUGGUGCUGCAGUGUGAGGGGGAGGAUCCCUCCUCCUCCCCCGGGAAGAACAGCCCAGCAGUGCUCUCCUCACGCCAGAGCUCCGCAGCACAUCACCUCUUCAGGCUGCUGGUGCUCAGCAACCACGCGGGGGACAGGGUGCACAUGCUCCUGGGAGCAGAGACUCAGAGUGACAGAGCUCGGUGGAUCACAGCGCUGAGCCAGGACAGCGAUGGACACGGCACCAGCAGCACCACCCUGGCACAGGUGGAGAUCAUCAGGACAUACACAGCAAAGCAGACGGAUGAGCUCUCCCUCCAGGUGGCUGAUGUGGUUCUGGUUUACCACAAAGUCAGUGAUGGCUGGUGUGAGGGGCAGAGGCUGCGUGACGGCGCUCGGGGCUGGUUCCCUGCAGAGUGUGCCCGGGAGAUCACCUGUCGUGCCACCAUCGACCGCAACAUGGAGCGCAUGGGGCGCCUGCUGGGGCUGGAGACCAACGUGUAG
This is a messenger RNA of Acanthisitta chloris (rifleman), 1614 nucleotides long. It is a transcript of the gene ARHGEF26, whose product is annotated as Rho guanine nucleotide exchange factor (GEF) 26. Gene Ontology annotation, biological process: activation of GTPase activity. Gene Ontology annotation, molecular function: protein binding; guanyl-nucleotide exchange factor activity. The annotation marks the transcript as partial. The transcript is spliced from 14 exons. The record is from RefSeq and is a predicted model, not a curated record. Lineage: Eukaryota; Metazoa; Chordata; Aves; Passeriformes; Acanthisittidae.